AUGGUUCACCAGGACGACAUCGACGGGGGCACGCUGCCUCCGCCCACGACGUACAACGAGUUCAAGCGCAACAUGGACGACUCCAAGACUUCCUGGAUCCGGCCGCAGGGCGAGAGCGGCCGCAGAGGCUUCCAUCCCAUCCAUUUUACCCACAUCUCGUUCAAGUCGACCAGCCGCGCCAGUCUGCUUUGCAACUUUCUAUGGCCCGUCGUCCCCGCUGCCAUUGCCGUCCGCUACGCUCUGCCCGAUAACCAUGUCCUCAUCUUCACCCUCGCGUACAUCGCCAUGGUUCCAUGUGCCAACAUGAUUGGUUUCGCUGGCCAGGAGCUCGCCCGGAAAUUUCCCCACGUCUGGGGCGUCCUGACCGAGAUCACUUGCGGUUCCGUUGUUGAGAUCGUCUUGUUUAUGGUGCUUCUGUCCAAGAACCAGUUCUACGUCAUUAAGGCUGCCAUCCUAGGUUCUAUCUUGGCCACCAUGGUCCUCUGUUUAGGGGCCUGCUUCUUCGUCGGCGGCCUCUUAAAGGAGGAGCAAACUUUCAGCGAUGCUAUCAGCGAGGCCGGAAGUGGACUGCUCCUCACCGCCGGCGUUGUAUUGUCUGUCCCCACCAUCUUUGAACACGGUCUGGGCACCGACAACCUAUCAACCGAAGACAUCGACCACAAGAUCCUCCAGAUCUCUCGCGUCAUCGCUGUCCUUCUCAUCAUCGCCUACAGCGUUUACGCUUUCUUCCAAGCCCGGACACACCACGGUAUUUAUGAUGCCAUCUUCGAAUUCGACGAGCAGCGCGACCACGACAAGGACAAGGUGGAAGCCAAAGCCAAACUUACCUUGACCGAGUCUAUCAUCGCCCUGACCAUUUCAGUCGGUCUUGUCACUCUCAUUGCCGUCAUCCUAGUUCUUCAAAUCGAGCCUAUCAUUGAGCGUGGCGAUGUUUCCGACGCCUUCAUGGGUCUCAUUCUGGUGCCCCUCGUCGAAAAGAUUGCCGAGCAUCUCACCGCCAUAGAUGAGGCUUGGGAUAACCAGAUGAACUUCGCCCUGUCCCAUGUCCUCGGCGCCACUCUUCAAACCGCCCUCUUCACCGGUCCCCUUGCCGUCAUUGUUGGCUGGGGCCUGGACAAGAAGAUGGACCUGAGCUUCGACAUCUUCCACCUAGUCAUGCUGGUCCUAGCCAUCCUUACCGUGGGCAGGUUUUUGCAGGAUCAGAAGAGUAACUACUUGGAGGGCUUCCUUCUCCUCAUCCUUUACUUCGCCAUCGCCGUCGCUGCCUGGUACUAUCCCAACCCAGAGACUCUCGGCGAGAGCGAGAGCACGAGCGAGAGCGGGCACUAA
This is a messenger RNA of Ilyonectria robusta, 1329 nucleotides long. Its product is annotated as Sodium/calcium exchanger protein-domain-containing protein. Gene Ontology annotation, cellular component: fungal-type vacuole membrane. The record is from RefSeq and is a predicted model, not a curated record. Gene Ontology annotation, molecular function: calcium:proton antiporter activity. The transcript has 4 exons. Gene Ontology annotation, biological process: intracellular calcium ion homeostasis; calcium ion transmembrane transport. Lineage: Eukaryota; Fungi; Ascomycota; Sordariomycetes; Hypocreales; Nectriaceae. Bases 1 to 1329 code for a protein of 442 amino acids.